AAUUUAAAAAUGAAUUUCUGUCAUUUAUCACACCCACAUAUAAAACAUUCAAAACCAAGGCAUUGAAAUGGUUUCUAAGGUUGAUUUCUAUAACCAUUAGAAAGUGAUUCGUUUGGAUCGAAUAUUAUGGAUCACACUGAUGAUUGCAGUCCUCUGAAUGCUGAAUCGCCGCUAAAACGAAAAGCAAUCAGUGAAUGCCGUCUCCAAGACCCAAAAAUAUGGACUAAAAUUUCUUGGAUUCGGACACAUUUCGUCAAAGACUUGGAAUCAGGCGUCCGAAAGACCGACUUUUACGACUAUGUCACCGAACACCUUGGCAAAACAGGUUACCGAGAUGUAUGGCAUCUAUUAAAGAUUGCCUACCCACACGUAGACAGAGUACGAAGAGGUCGUAAGUACAUGUAUUGGGGUGUACGACACGCCGACGACCAUGUUAAGUUCGAAGAGACGGACGAUGGAAAUAACGGAGAAGAUGACGACGAGGAAACAAAUGUUGAAAAUCAUCUUGACCAGGAUAAAGAAUUCAGCGCUGAAGAGAGUUCGUUUAGAAUGGAAGUGGAAAGUUUCUCUGAAGAAAGCAGAGGGAACCAACUGGAUGAGUUAAAUUAUUCGCAGACGCCGCCUGAGAGCAAAACACCAUCGACUGAGCAUACAAAGUUACCAUCUGGUUUACUCGUAAAGGUAGAAAAGGACACCGACAAUGACGACCAGAAACAAAGCGAUGUUGUGGUUAUAGAGUUCAAGGACAAGGAAGUUUUUGCUAGUUUUGAGGAUUACGAAAAGUCUAAACAAACGUCUGACCAAAAUGGCAACUUGAUUAAAAUCAGAGGGGAAAAAACUCGAGGGAGAAAAACAGCGAAUGAAGGUGACCAGCGAACUGUUGUUAGGUCUGUGUCACCACCGCUGGAAAUAUUUUCCCUUGAAAGCCUCAAAGAUGAUGACAAAAACAAUAAUCAUUUAUCUAACCCAAAAGAUCACCAUAACAACGAUGAGUUUAAAAGCGACCGCAUGGACAACCGACAGGCAACGUCUCUCAAACAGCACGAUGGUUGCCAUGGAGACAGCGAUAAUGGUACUGCCGUCUUAAAAGAACCAGAAAACGGGUCUUUGAGUAAAAGCCAAGAAGGGAAACUUCCCAUUUUUGGAGACAAGCGACGCGAAGAGAUGGCUCCAAAUUUACUUCAUCCAGAGAACAUUAACCGCAUGUGCAUGCCUUUGAUUAAGGACCUCGGGAAUAAAAACACAAAAACAAGACCUACAAAUGAGAACGACGUUAAUGACAGCGUCGCUAACGACCAACUUAAUGAUAUACAAGAUGAGAACGCGGCAGGUCUGUCCGCAAAUGAUACUGACUCAAAUAGUAAUAACGAAGUGGGAAUAAAUGGGAAAUUUCCUUACCAUCCAUUAAUCGUUUCUGUUACCAGCAUUGCAGGAGUAGGUAUAGACAGUAAAGGAUCAGAUAGAGUCAGUUCAGAUGAGAUAAAUAAUAUUUUGAAAGCGUCGACGCAACUUCAGUCGUGCAAAAGUGUUACCGCUCGAUUUGAUGUUAAUGAUGGAUCGACAAGACAAACGUCUUCAUCUCAAUCGUUACCAGAUGGAGAAGCUGAGUUUGUCGUUGUGCAAGACCGCGGUAUCCAGGUAACUGAACAGGUUCAUACCUGCAAUCAACUCGGUAAACGAAGCUCUAAGCAUAUCAAAUCUACUAUAUGUCACAAGCCUUCUCAUUCACCCCACCAUGAACAUACCUCGAAAAAACUUCCAUCUUCUAACUCAACCAAUGUCCGUAGCUUAAACCCUGGGUGCCCCAAAAACUCUAGUCCAAUUGUCGUUAAUAUAGAGCAAGGAGUACAGAAUGUGUCGAGUUUGCAAGGAAGAGCUCGUGCCUGGCAUUCGGGACCUCCGUCGCCAUCUUCUGUGCUGUUCAAUCGCACCAGCCCACGACAACCAGAUAGCAACACAGUCCAUGGCCAACCGCGACUUUUCACGACUUCCCCACGAGAUUCUCGUUCGGUGACUAAAGCCAUGGGUAACGUAGUGAGGUCUGAAGAACCUUUGAUGAAAGGACUGAUGAAAAUACCGCCCAAAUAUCAUACUCUUGUCGUAAACAACAACUACCCGGGGCUUUUACAAACUGAAGAAAAGAGAUUGUUGCCGAAGACAGUCAUCUCGCCCGAAGUCCAAAAUACUGUAAAUAAGCAUCAAGAUCGUUUGUCACCGAAAUACAGUUCUUCGCAAAGCGUUGUUUAUGGUACAUCAACUAUUGAACAUCGGCCGUCAUUAACAUUAUUACGAAGUCAACAGGAAAAACAACUUUUUGAUCAGAACUUGAACAAAACGCGAACAACUGGUCAGUUGUCUUCAAAUGAACAAAAUAACGGAGAAUGCUCCGCAGAUGAAGGUUCUUUAAGGACUCGAGAUUUCCUUCGCAACCUUUUGUCGCAUCAUGAGAGCAAGAGUAAUAAUCCAACGACAAAUACAUCAUCUACUAGUGAUUUACAAGUUACGGUAGAAUGUCUUUCCAGUGAGCUGGAGAAGGAACGAACGAUGAGGCUUCGACUUGAGAUCGAGUUGCGCAAAGUUGAAAAUCAACUCAAUGAAGAACGGAAACUGAACGAACGCUUGGCGUCCAUGCUGAUGAAGCGAUAAAAGUAUACAAUCCAUUUUAUACCCAUGCAUAAACCAGGUUCCCUGGCAACGAGCUGCAGACGUGUAUAAAUAUGGACUCCGUCAGACAAGAUAUCAAAGUGCACGAUCCAGUCCCAGUGAUGAACCAUGGGGUACACCAAACCUGGCACCUGUCUCUCAUUCCCUAGUUUAGGGUUUUGCAAUGAGGGCCCCAAUUUUAUACUACUUUACGGCCUACUAGAGGAUAAUAAAAAGACCGAGUGAUGAACCAUGGGGUACACCAAAUCUGGCACCUCUGUUUCUCAUUCCCAGUUUGAAUGAGGGUUUAGAAAAAGGCCCCCCGAGACACAUUUUAUAGCAUUAAUUUUGGCUCGAUAAAAGUCCAUGUGAUGAACCUUGGGGCACACCCAACUCAACAUCCUUCUUUUCCAUUACCAGGAUUUCUAACUGAAAAUUAUUUAUAAAGUGAUUGAAACUAAAAUUAAAAUUUUAAGAGAAGCUCGCAGAAUGUAAAGUACAGUAAUUCAGAUGACUCUGAAUAAACAAAUUAUUUUUUAA
Actinia tenebrosa (Australian red waratah sea anemone) is the source of this 3183-nucleotide messenger RNA. RefSeq lists its product as uncharacterized. The record is from RefSeq and is a predicted model, not a curated record. Lineage: Eukaryota; Metazoa; Cnidaria; Anthozoa; Actiniaria; Actiniidae.